This is a messenger RNA of Chaetomium fimeti, 558 nucleotides long. RefSeq lists its product as uncharacterized. The record is from RefSeq and is a predicted model, not a curated record. The coding region runs from base 85 to 471 and encodes 128 amino acids. Lineage: Eukaryota; Fungi; Ascomycota; Sordariomycetes; Sordariales; Chaetomiaceae. The transcript has a single exon.
CCCCUCAUUCCCAAACACCAGGCUAGCGCUGCAUGGAUAUCCGCGCCAAGCUCUUUGGGGAAGUGGAGGGCUUGGCCCGACUCGAUGCCGGGUCGUGCUUGGCGAGUGGUCAAACUACGGAGAACAGUGGCGUGUUUGUGCUUCAUUGAGCCUCUUGUUCUCGAAUUUUGGUUCGCUUCAUGCCGUGAUUGCCACCUCCUCCUGACGGUUGAGGUAGGAGAAAGGGAAAAGGGAAAAAAAGGAAAAGGGGUGAACAAAAAGCAAGCUCAGCAACCGCUCACGCCCUCAUCGGCUUCCACCGCCCCGAGGCUGCCACACUCUUCAGUUCGCCCUGCUCACUCAACCUCGGCUUCUUUUUCCGUUUUCUUUUUCGACCCCAGGAACGUUACCAAAUUGUACGAUAAACCACUCGCCAAGUCCCGAAUACGUUUCAUGCCGGUAGAUGCUCGCCAGGCCGGCUCCCCUGGUUAGUUGCAGCGAAGUCAGGAACCAUCUUCAGACCAUCUCCAGAGUCAUCACGUAGACAAGUCCAUGUUGCCCUACAACAUCUAGCUCUCG